Molecule: messenger RNA, 1696 nt
Organism: Actinia tenebrosa (Australian red waratah sea anemone)
Lineage: Eukaryota; Metazoa; Cnidaria; Anthozoa; Actiniaria; Actiniidae
Biological process (GO): positive regulation of triglyceride storage; lipid storage
Cellular component (GO): lipid droplet; cytosol
Source: RefSeq, a predicted model, not a curated record
CUGUAGUCCACACUCAAGGCGGUUUCCGUUCAAAAUGAGACGAAGCUCACGCUCUUCAGAAAGCUCCGAAACGGGUUGUAGCCAAGAAGAACAUGGAUUUAUCAAUCGUUUGAGUAAUAUUCCUGUCGUUAAAUCGGCUGUGUCGCAAGCCUCGAGUAUUUAUACCAAGGCAAAGGAGGCAAAUGCCAUGGCGAAAAUUAGUUUGUCGUUUGCAGAAAUGUCACUGAAGGCUGCAGUUGAAUCUACAAAGUUUGCUUACAAUGUUGUUCCUAUGCCUGGAUUUGUUGGAACAAUAAAGGAGGAGGCAGAAAAGAAAGUUGGUGAAGCAGAUGCCUUAGCAUGCAAAGGUUUGAAUCUUUUGCAAGAGAAAUAUYCAGCAAUCAUGAGUGAGCCUCAAAAGAUUCUCUCAGCUGGCAUGGAUAAGAUAGAAAAGUCCGACGUGAUCGAGGCGGCUCUUAUAGUAAGCGAAGCUGCUUUGGACUACAUCAGUUCUGCUGGAAAUAAUUAUAACAAGGAGAUGAAUGGUAAUGUUAAACCGAAAGUUGUAUCUAACAAGAAAAUGGAUAGGAUAUUGGAUGUGUCUCAAAGAGCUGGCAUGGGAGUCUAUCGCGGUGGGUCUAAGAUUAUUUGGAAUACGGCAACUGCACCAUGGUACGCAACUAAGAUCGGUCUUAAUCUGGCAAAUCAAGCCGCUGUUGGAGCUGCGCAUCUUACAAGAGAUGUAAUUUCAAUCAUUCCAGGCUUCUCUGUACUGGUUACACCAAGAAGAAAAGUUCGUAGAUCGCGACGUCGCAUCCAAAGAAAACCAGUUCCUAAUCAAUCACAGUUCCCAGUCUCCCCCGAGAAAAAAAGAAAGCGGAGUGAUGGGGAGAACAAUUCGGAAGAUGAAAGUCUGUACGAAAUGCUCUACGUCAAGGAAUACUACGCAUCUGACGAAGAUCCCGAUUACUGUCCUAAAGACCAUGAGAGUGAUAGCGAAGAAAACUCGAGUAAUACAGUGGGUGCUAGCGACGAAGAGGGUGACUCGGGAGAGGGAGAUGAGGUAGAUAUCAGUGAGGCGGGGGGCCAGUCUCUAACCGCUGACCAGGCCAAGAAGGCAGUCAAGUUUGGAGCUGGGCAGGUCGUUCACGCGCCACAAGGGUCUCUUGUUGUACAUGUCACAGAAAAUAAGCGUUCUACCGAGGUUCAUAUGAUGGAAAAAGAAGAUCCAAACGCUAGUCAGAUGCCAAGGACACAACAAGUGGUGACGAAAGAUUGCGCGGCUGCUAUCGAGACGAAGAAGGGAGAAAAAAGUGCUAAAUCUCCGGAGCACAAGACUGUUAAGUCACCAAAACCUCGAGCUAUCCCCAAGAAUUAUGCGGCUGCUGUUGGAAAGGAGAGCGUUCUCAAAAGCCCAAGCGAGAAAACUACAGUAGGAGUUAGUAGCGCGUCGAAGGCUGGAGACAAGGCUAGAUCUUUGAAGACCCCAGAUACCAAAGACGUCCCACGGGUGACGAAUAAAGACGGCGCAAAGAAUGGAGUUGCAGCUCAGGCAACGGAUUCUAAUGUCAGCCAAAAGGAUGAUCCAUCUACAAUGAAAGGAAGAAUUAUACUUUGAUGUUUUCAAAUGAUCCCUCCUGUUAUUCUCACUAACUACCCAUGCUAGUAAUGAGGCUUUCUGUGUAAUAGAAUUCAUUGAAAAAUUAUCAUUAAACAA